AUGGAAGCUUGCUACUCCCAAGAUAUAUUUAAUGCCACUUCGUACAAUGUCAUGGCUAUGGUCAUCAUCACACUUCAGGCAUCUGCUGGCAUGUGGAUAAAUGCUUUCAUGGUUUCUGUGCUUUCCAUUGCUUGGGUCAAAAAGAAAAGCGUUAACUCUAAUGAGAAGAUCUUGCUGUUUCUGGGAGGCUCCAGGUUUUGGUAUUGUUGCUUCACAUGGGUACGUUCCUUUUUUUCAAUAUUAUAUCCCUGGUGCUUUCAUGUUCACCCCAUACCCCAACUAUUUGCAGCUAUUCAAAGCUUUUUAAAUUCUUCCAACUUGUGGAUUUCUGCCUGUCUUUGUGGGUUUUAUUGUAUAAAAAUUGCAAAUUUCAGUCACAUCAUCUUCAUCUAUCUGAAAGCCAGAAUUGACAGGAUUGUGCCAUGGCUGCUGCUGGGUUCAGUGAUUUUAUCCCUGUUCAUGUGCAUCCUUGUCUACGACAUCACUGACAGAGCGCACUAUAACAACCUCAAUUUCACCACCUUAGGAAAUUUCUGGAAACCGAGUAUCAGAAUGGAUGAACAUCUUUUCCCUCUUUUUUUCAUAAGUGGCUUUGGAUUUGCCCUUGCAUUCACAGCAGUAAUCUUUUCUGCCCUUCUCCUCCUCUUCUCUCUCUGGAGACACAAACACAAGAUGCAGACAAACUCAAUGAAGAACCUCAGCAUGGAUGCCCAUAUCAAAGCCAUGAAAUUUAUUCUGUCCUUCUUCGUAAUUUACAGCAUUAAUUUUAUAUGUGUGGUCUUGACACUGAUUUAUGCCACAAAGAAGGAAAAUUCUAUGACAUUUCUUCUUUUAGUACUUCAGUAUUCUUUUCCGGCUGUUCAUUCCCUUACUCUGAUCUUCAGCAAUCCCAAACUGGAAAAGACACUGCUAAGGAUUCUGCCCUGUCUGAAGUGCAAGGUUUGUGUGAGGUAG
Messenger RNA from Eurypyga helias (sunbittern), 954 nucleotides. RefSeq names its product taste receptor type 2 member 9-like. The record is from RefSeq and is a predicted model, not a curated record. Gene Ontology annotation, cellular component: membrane. The transcript has a single exon. Lineage: Eukaryota; Metazoa; Chordata; Aves; Eurypygiformes; Eurypygidae. Gene Ontology annotation, molecular function: bitter taste receptor activity; G protein-coupled receptor activity. Gene Ontology annotation, biological process: G protein-coupled receptor signaling pathway; detection of chemical stimulus involved in sensory perception of bitter taste; sensory perception of taste. The coding region runs from base 1 to 954 and encodes 317 amino acids.